UCCCCAGGAGGUGAGCCCACCUCGGGGUGGGUCCGGAGCGGGGACAUUCCCUCCCAGGAGGUCCGCAGUUGUCGCGGUUACCCGGAGACAGAGUCGCGUUCCACGGGUGCACAUUCUGCAGCUUCCCGCACCAGCCAUGGCCUAGGGCUGUACCUGGGGCCAUUCCCGGCGCCAGGGGGCCAUUCCCAGAGCCAGGAUGCCGUCCCUGCGGCAGGACUCACCCGCCGCGGGGUUGGGGACGGGUUUCCCCGUGGUGAGGGGCCCCCCCUCCGAGUUCAUGGGCUUCUACACCACCACCUACGAGGCGGCCUUUGGGAAGAGGCCCACGGGCUCACCCCGAGUGUUCCAGGGGGGCCGAGUUUUGGGGGUCGAGCCCCCCAAGGACAGGAGCAUACACCCCCUCCUCGGCGCCCACACCGGCUCGGGAUACGUCACCAACAACUUCUCGGCGCUCCCGUCCCUCCUGUCCCCGCGCGUGGAGCGCCAGGACACCGACGUGUCCACCACCUGCGAGGACUUCAAGCUCUUCGGGCACCCGGAUUUCCGAAGGAUGUUGCCCCAGUACGUGGAUGAGCCUGAGUGUCGCUAUCCCGCCGGCUUCUCCCUUUCCCGCCUCCGUUUCGGGGAGCUGAGAGCUCCAAGAGCGUCCAGGGAAUACGACACCUGGAGCCGCCUCGACGGUCCUGCCCAGCCAGAUGUCCCAGAGAGGGCAGCGGAGCUGUCGGGCUUCACCAGGAGCGCCCCGAGGAGCGACCUCACCCUGCCGGAGCAGCCCGUGAGCCCCGUGCCCACCGUGUGCCCUGUGCCCCCGGCCCUCAGCACACCCGGGGACACUUUUCGCCGCCCAGAGCUCGACGAUGGUGACGGUCAGGUGGAUUCCUCCCCCGCCAUACGCAGCACUCCUGCCAUGGGCCACCCUGCCCCCUUCGCACCCCCGGAGCUCCGAGUGGCGCCCAAGGGAGUCACUGCCGGGAAGGAGCCGCUGACAUACGGUGCCAUCCACAACCAGUACCUGACCAAGCUCUCGCCUAUGGCCCCCGUAGCACCAGGCUGGUGGGCGCAGACUCCAAUCACCUGGGCGCCGAGAUCCGUGGAGGGCAUCCAGAUCCCAUCUCCCAGCGGCUUCAGCACCAACAACCGCCCCACCAACCUCUGGCGCAUCGAUGAACCCCCGACUUGACACCCCCCCAAAAAAAGCACUGCCGCAUCCCGGGAAUCCCAUCCUCGGUUUUUCCCAAAUCCCCUUGGCAGGAAUAA
This is a messenger RNA of Hirundo rustica (Barn swallow), 1257 nucleotides long. RefSeq lists its product as uncharacterized. Bases 197 to 1180 code for a protein of 327 amino acids. Lineage: Eukaryota; Metazoa; Chordata; Aves; Passeriformes; Hirundinidae. The transcript is spliced from 6 exons. The record is from RefSeq and is a predicted model, not a curated record.